UUUAUCAUUAAAAUUAAUGAGAAUCGCCUUGUGCUUAUUAGUCAUUUUAGCUGUGGCAAAUGCUACAUCAAAAUUCAAUUUAGAUUAUACUAAAAAAAGAUCUAUCUCAGCAGUUUUAGCUGAAGUAGAAGCUAAAUUGAAAAAUAAAUCACCACUUGAAGCUAUUUUAAAUGUUUUAAGAGAUUUUAGAGAUGCAGUAAGCACAGAAUAAGUUAAACAUGAUGAAAUCUAUGGUAUCCAAUAAGUUGAAUGUGCUUCUGAAAAUGAAUUCAGAAGUGCUGAAGUCUAAGAUGCCAGCAAUGUCCUUAGAGACUCUACAGCUGCUUUAAAUGUUGCUUAAACAUCAAAAAUUAGAGCUACAAGUUAAUCAGAAGUCAACUAAUAAUAAUAUUUCUCAGCUUAAGAACACAUGACCUCAGUUUAAACAUCUGCUGAAAGUGAAGCUGGAUAUUUUAAGAAAAGAGGAAGAGAUUAUGAAGAUGCUCUCCAUGCUAUUGAUGAAGCUUCAGACAUUUUAGCAUCAAUCUAUAGUGGAUCAGGAUCAUUCGUUGAAAUUAGUAGAGUUGCUAAAAAUAUGCUCUAAACAGCUUUCAACAUCAAAGAAACAACCAGAUUUGCCCCAAUCUUUUAUGCCUUUGCUUAAUUAGCUACAUCAGAAGGAUAACUUGAUGAAUCAGCACUUGAAAGAGUUGCUUAACUUUUGGAAACUUUAAGAGCCAAUAUCUAAGAAGCAUACAAUGAUUAUACUGAAUCAAAUGCCGUUUCAGUUGCAGCCUUCAAUGACUAAAAGGAAAGAUUAGGAUAAACCAUUGCCAGACUUGAAGCUUAACAUGAAAGACUUUAAAAUAAAUUAGAUUCUUUAAGUUAAUAAAUUGGAUCUUAAUCAGCAAUUGCCUAAAGAGCUUCAGGAAAACUCUAAAGAAAUCAAUAACUUUGGGAUUAAGCUUAAGCUUUAUGUGCAACUUUUGAUAAUGAAUACAAUUUUGCUACUCAAGCUAGAAGAAAUGAACUUUAAUUAGUAGCUUCAUUAGAAGAACUAGUUGAAUCCAGAUUUAACUAAGUUAAUGAUGAAAACCAUGAGAGAAAUUAAAGAAUUGCUAGCCAUGCUUGA
This is a messenger RNA of Paramecium pentaurelia, 1111 nucleotides long. Lineage: Eukaryota; Ciliophora; Oligohymenophorea; Peniculida; Parameciidae. The record is from the annotation of a GenBank genome assembly.